GUGUCGAUAAAGUUUUUUCAAAGGCUCGCUGCAGCAGCAAUGGCGGCUCCCAUGUCCUGGAGGAGGUUUGUGCACUCCGUGUACACACCGGCACUUGCGGGUGUUUUCACCCGAAUAUCUGACCGGCUCUUCCGUGCACGGGACAGGAGAGGAGGGUAAGGGUCUCGAUCUGUCCUGGACGUUGAUGGAUUAACGGUUGUUUUCUCGCGCCGCUGCUGCUUAUGUGCUCAAUAACGGACGUUACGUCAUUCAGGUGGUCUUGUUUGGGGGUAAAACCGACAUGUGACCAGUUUUCAUUUAUCAGAGGGGGGAAACUAAAGCUUAUUUAAUGCAAAGUUAGGUCCUGGAGCUGUUAGAAGGUUGCAGGUUUUCGCAGCUGUAGUUCUGAACAUGAUGUUCCUCCUGAUGUUUAUGUAACAGCCGGACUGGGACACCCUCUGCUGCUGCUGUCCCAUCAUGGCAGCUCCCCUAACAGUCCUGGGAACUCAUACUUGACCACUAACAGACACUCCUGCUAUUAAAUCAAAGUGUCUCUGUGUGGGUCUGUUCAGAUUGACAGGUGAGAUAACUACUGACAAACUGUAAACAACUCUGACAGGAAAGGGUUAAAUUAUAUACAAACGUGCAGGGCUGUUUUUGGUUUGAUGGGUGUUUGUUUCGCUUAAAGGGAUAUUCCGGCAUAAAAUUAAUUUAGGGUCAAACAUACCGUAACACCGAGUUAGACACCCCCCUCAAGAGAUCAGUUUUACCAACUUUAGGAACGACUGCACGAUAGCAAUACACAGCGGUCUGAGGAGCCAUAAACAUACUUCAACCAAAACGCCACUCUAUAGACACAAAUAAUGCUCAGAACAGCACCUAACUUCAUCAACAGGACAUAUAGGGUCCCAGCCAUAGUACUAGACACCAAACAUCUUUUUAGCUUUGCCUGAUUUCUUUAGCAAAGAGACUAAACACAACUCACCUACUCUCUUCCAGCAGCCGCUUGUUUGUAGCGAGACCUCAGGCCAGUCUAUCACGGACUACAGCGGGGUGACUCGGCUCAAGAAAAAACAUUUACGAUCAUUACUCAUUUCCUUGAAGUAAUAAUCACUAUAAUAAUCAUUUUGCACUGCAGACGCGGUAGUUCUUCUGCCUUAGUGUCUCAGUCUGAUUGCAUUUCCAUGAAGAAAUGAUUAUAAAUGUUCUUCCUUGAGCUGCGACACCCCGCUGUUGUCCGUAAUGGACUGGUUACAAACAAGCGGCUGCUGGAAGAGAGUAGGUGAGUUGUGUUUAGUCUCUUUGCUAAAGAAAUUAGGCAAAGUUAAAAAGAUGUUUGGUGUCUAGUACUAUGGCUGUGACCCUAUAUGUCCUGUUGAUGAAGUUAGGUGCUGUUCUCAUUAUUGGUUGCUAUAGCGUGACGUUUUGGUUGAGGUUUGUUUAUGGCUCCUCAGACCGCUGUGUAUUGCUAUCGUGCGGUCGUUACUAAAGUUGGUAUAACUAGAGAAGCAAGCGGUCGGCAACAUUCAUCUCUCAUCAACUCUGUGUUACGGUGUGUUUGACCCUAAAUUAAUUUACGGAAUAUCCCUUUAAGUGCAUUUUGCACAUAUUUCAGCUAAAUGAAGCGUUCAACAACACGUCUAUAUACAUGAGUAAAUAAUUACGCUUUCAGUACACUUCUAUCACAGGUGACAUCUGGCCAAUCAGAUCAUGUUGUGGGCGGGACAUCAGGUGAUGAAUACACACCCCAGAAUCAGAGCCAAAAACGCAGACUUUUUAAUCAACUAGAAAUUAAAAAGGGUUAAAAGUCAAAAUGCCAAUAUCAGCUGUGAUAAUCUUCAAAGGCCGAUAAUCAGUCCAUCUCUAUGGGGUGAGAUCAGGUCAUCCCAAGCCUAGCACUGAUCUUGUUAUUCAGAUUAGCGGUCACUGUUAUUGGGUUUUUACCAACCAGGCAAGGAAAGUUUAUCUAGAAACAAAGAGCAUUUCAGAGUGAUUUACAGAGUGAAAAACACAACAUAUAAAAUAGAUACCCUAUAACAAUCAACCCCCAAACUUUUUUUUUCUUUCAAAAUCGAGGCUCACAGUUUGUUCUGGAUGAUCAGUCAGAGAGACGAGUUACUACUGUUAAUGCAAAAUAACCUCAGCAGAACUCUGAGGUUGACCUUGAAGAGUAUUCAUCUGUGUAUAAAGCUCAGGGAAUGGUGUUUUGUUCUCCAAGGAAACAGUUUUUUUUUUUUUAAGAUAUUAUUUCAAUUUUGCCCCUGGUAAAUGAAGCGCAGGUUUUAACGUUAAGUUCAGCUUCCUUUAAUUUCUGAAGCGCUGAUUGAAUGUCGUUUUUUCUACCGGGGUCGUCACCAUCUCCUCAUCCAGAUAUGUGACAGUGACCGUACGGCGUUUGUGUUUGUUACGAAAGUCUUCACCGACUUUUAACUUCCUCUGACUCUGACAUGAGCAGCUUCAACUUGAUAACCUCUCCCCCGACUUAAUGUGUGACCUGGUUUCCCCUGGAUGAUCUCAGCACUAAUUAUUGCAUCUAGAUAAGCUGGUUCUCAUUUUUCAUUUGACGUGUGGUGCUCUACAGUUGGCUCAUUGAAAGCGUGGUACUUCAUUUUUGCGGUUACCACCACAGCCCAAGUUGUCACCUUUCACUUUGUUGAGUUGAGCGUUAAAUUACGGUUGUUAAUUAUGGUUUUAUUGGGAUCAUUUAAAGUCCCAGUAAGCAGGAGCUGGGAACUAUGUGCCAAUUUGCAGUGCAUCUUUGCUUGAGUGACGUGUAAAGAAACCAGACUGAGACUUAAAAAACAUCUAGAAGUUAUAAACAAGUACUCGUCUCACAGAUCGUGUCUGUUAUGUACUUUUUUAUAAGGAGACUCUGUCUAAUCUACACCAGUGAAUGAAAAAAACCUCUGUGUAUAGUGAAGACUGUUUACUGUCUUCUCUGAGUGUUUUAGAGUGCACAAAAAAAGACCAGUAACUGAAUGAUGAGAAACCCUGACACAUCGUGAAUACAAGUCAGAAAAAAUAGAAACAGAUUUACCGGCAGUUCUGUCUUUUUACUGUUCAUGUCUCCAAGGGAACAAAACUGAAAUACUCGACAGUGUAGCUUUAAAAGAACACUGAAAGGCGGAUGGGUGUUUAUUUAUUUAUUUAUUUAUUUUGGCUCCUGAUAAAAUCUAAACACCGCUGAGGAAUUUACAUGAAGGGCAGUUCCUCAAAGGUGACUCCCUUUACGAAAAGGAAAUGUAGUUUAGGCAUGAUGGAGCCUGUGGACAUUAUCUGUCAUCUCUGCGUCUCUGUCAUUUUAUCACACACUCACACUGUAAUCCACUUUCGCAUGAUCUCUCCCAGAAAGAAAGUGGAGAUUAAAAGCAGAAAUGAGCCAAAGUAUUGGAAUGUGAGUGACUCAUUAAUAGAGCAGACAGAGUGGAUCAGAUCACCGUCAUUACUGAGACGACUUAGUUUAACGAGAGUGUAUGGACACAUACUUUUCUGUGCUUUAGUGUGUUGUGUAACAUUUUCCAUGGUAUGGGCCUCUUAGUUUUUGUUGAGGAAAAUCUUAAUGCUCUCACCUUUUGUGUCGGCUUUUAUUCCGAUAAUGGCAGCAGUUCAGAGACGAGUCUUUCCUGUUCAUAUGUUACAUCAGUAUGACGGUGCGUCUUCGCCUAAAGCCAGCUUUGAGCACAUGUGCCCUACUUGUCUUACCUCUAUAAGAUCUAUAUGGGUAGCGUUGACUGGGAGCUGGGUCUGAUAACACGGUGUAGCCCUGAGAGCUUUUUAAUGCCCGGAUUUCUGAAUUUUUUCAGACUUGCAGGAAAAGCAGUCUUUGGUUUGUAAUGCUAGUUUCAAACAAUGAUUUAGCUUCGACAUGUUUGUCCUCUCAAACAUGUAAGAAUCAUAUACUCACACCUCAAACAGAAAUAAUGCUGUGUUCGAGUUACCUCAGAAGUCGGAAGUCUGAGCUGAAAAUGACGUCACACACGAGUUACCAGCGUUUUAGUUACCAAGAAAAAAGCUAAAUCAGAGGCGGAAACAAGAUGGCUACAUCAACGAAAGUUAUUUUAGCGCUUGCCUAGUCCGAAUAUAAGCUAAGUGCUAAAAUAACUUUGGUAGAUGUAGCCAUCUUAUUUCCGCCUCCAAUUUUUCUUUUUUUCCGACUUGGUAACUGAAACGCUGGUAACUCUGGUGUGACGUAAUUUUCAGCUCGGACUUCUGACUUUCGAGGUAACUUGAACGCAGCAUUAGUUCACCCCGACGCCAAAGGUUUUGUCCUACUCAAUCUUGAAGUAGUGUUUAGACGUUAUUUUUGAGUUAUAAUAACUUUAAGCUAAAAUAACUUUUGUAGAUGUAGCCAUCUUGUUUCAGGCCUCCGAUUUCGCUUUUUUCCGACUUGGUAGUUCACCCCUUACAUUAAAGGUUUUGUCCUACUCCAGUUUUGAAGUGAUGUGUUUAGAUGUUACGUUUGGUUGUCCAUAUACUUUUGGCCGUUUCGAGUAACGCUUGUCUCUACUCUCUAAAGAUGAGUCUCAAGACCCAUCACAGCCCAACUCAUCAAAAAUGUGCAAAUGCAUCUUGGCAAUCCUGGAUGACUGAGGAUUGUUUUGCCUCAAUCAUCCAGAUGAGUUAGAAAUCUUUAAAUACUGAUUUAAAGUGUUAACAGCUUCAGAAUGACGAGUUGAUGCACAUUUGUCGCAAUCAAUACCUGACUUUGGGACCGCUUCAGAACAACUACCGACAUCCAGCCGAGUAUUUCAGAAGUUGUCACGGUUACCACAGCUGUUGAAACGUGGAAAACACGAAGAGUCGCCCACCAGAUUUUAAUUUCAGGAACCAUUAUGGAUAUGAUAAUCUGAGACUGACUGAAUCACUGUGUUCCCCUCGUUACAUCCUCUACCUUGAAUGAAGUGCGCCCCUCAAUGAACUCUCACCUUCACUUCAUCAGAAGCAGCUCGGAUCGUCUUAAAACAAAGUUUGGGAGGAAGUUGUAGCCACUGUAUCCUUGAGGCGAAGAGAGGAGAGCAGGGAGAGGAGCAGGAGGAGGCGGGUGUGUGUCUGAAAAGCCAAGGGACAGAAUGAGGAGAGAGGCUGAGUGCCUAAAAAGUGCCUCUAAAAGCAUGAAGGAGAUAACCACUGCUGGGCUGAAAAGUGAGAGACAUCGUUCAGAAUCAAAAUAAAAUACAAGCCUUAGUCUCGACAUUAUGGAGGACGUAAUGUAAAAGAUAGGUUUGAUCUUCAGUCUGUGAAAAAUGUGAGCAGUAAAAGAGCUCAAAUCCUUCAUUUUUACAAGACAAAUAAAAUCUGGCUUUUAAUUUUGUGGGUAUUAUCACCAAAAUGAGGUGAAGUGAUGUGUGGUCCCUUUAAGUAAUACAUAUGACUUUAAAAAAAAAAGAUCAUCCAGGGAGAUAAUCAAAAAGUUUUGGAUUAAAAGUUUUGAAGAGGUUUAAAGUUGCAUUAUCGGGUCUGAAAUCUCUUGAUGGCAUGAAUGAGAAGGAUCUGAGCCCAGACGUUGAAUUUCUUCAUUUUUUUGUAACGCACGUCACAGAUCUUUGUUUGUUUGUCCGGCCGUGUCAACAUUUCACCAACAGCUUUGAAAAAUGAGACUUUAGACUGAAAAACUUCCGUGUCCGUGGUUCUCAACGCCUUGUUCACAGCACCGAAGAAUCAGCCCAGAUCUUUUGAUAAAGAUGCAAAUAAAGUGAAACCACGCAGUCGGGGAAUUUCUAAAUGUGAAGAAAGAUGAGAAGCAGACGAACAUCAUAUUUUCCAUCAUAUGCGUCAAAUGAAAUGGAAUGUGGUACAGUCACGUAAUGAAACAGCUCCUCUUGUCAGUGAAACUACCGGCUACGUCUCAGGUUUUAAAAUGCUGCGAUCAUUUGUACAAAGAUGUUAAAAAUAAUGAAAAAAAAAAAACUUAAGCGGUGAAACAGAGAGUAAAGGGUAAUAAAUCACGUUUGUCUUUGUUUAGUUCUGAGUCAGCACGGUCUGCAUUUGAGUGUGAUUUUGUUGCCAUGGUAUCAAAGUGAUAGUUUCAUUUUUAGUACUGUUGUAUUAGCUUCAAAACUCUGAUAUGAAAACCCUGAAGAAGCUACACAUUAUAAAAUUCAUCUCUGACAUAAUUUAAUAAGUGAACUUAAACAGUCAGUGUUCACAGCUGGAAUAAAAACCCUAACUGACGUUUCUGGAGGACUUUAAACAUGGAUGUGAUGAGAAUCUACUGCGGUGAAAAGGUGAAGGAUGAUUUGUCAUUUCCCCAACUAUGAGUAAAUGAAUGACUGGAAACUGCAGCCCUUAUCUCCCGUCACUUUUACCAUUUACAGAAAGUUGUGACAGUCAUAGGGUCAGGUGGGAGCCGCUCUAUAUUACAUAAUCUCAAAUUGAAGUGAGAUGUUCUCCUUUCGAGAUAACUUUUGUAGUUUGAACUGCUGUAAAACGCAGAAGUACCUCCACCCCGAGAUAUUCCUACCUCCAUGAGAAAGCUCUCUUUUAUACAACGUUUGCUUUAUGGCUCUGUCAGUAAUACGAGUGUUUAUGAUCCGAGUCGGAUCCCAAACAAACAGGGAAUUCCCCUCCCAGUGUUUUCUGCAGAACUUCAAACUCAGCACACUGGCUUUGGAAAGACGCCUCGAGCUGUGCUUCCCGUUUUAAUACGACUUCUUCGUGUAGACGAAGGUUUCUGUGGGUCCGAUCCAGCCCAGAACUUAAACCAUAUGAGUGAGUGUUUGUUUUGUACCAGAUAGAAAGGAAUUUACUAGUAUUACUCUGGACAGUCAGCCUCUGAGGUUUUCGCUCCACCUUGUUUUCAUCUAAUGUGGUUGCUGCGUCAGACAGAAUAGUGAGAUUGUGCGACAGACAAAAGGAGCAGUGGUGGUUUGGGGGUGAGUUUGAGGACACUGGAAGAAGAAGUGGACUUCCUGGUACAAAAUCUAAUAGAUCAGGGUCUACAGAGACUACAUUAUAUCCAUGAAGAAGUAUCGUGCAUAUCUGAACUCUUGUAAUAUUAUACAAAACUGAGUAUUUUUGGCCAUUUGAAAUAAAAACAGAUGAACAGAUUGUAAAAAAAUUAAAGCAAAUACUGAUGCCGAUGUUUGGAAUAUCAGUUUAGACGAUUCUGGGAGCUGAUGCCGAUGUUUGGAAUAUCAGUUUAGACGAUUCUGGGAGCUGAUGCCGAUGUUUGGAAUAUCAGUUUAGACAAUUUUGCUGAUGUUUGGAAUAUCAGUUUAGACAAUUCUGGGAGCUGAUGCCGAUGUUUGGAAUAUCAGUUUAGACGAUUCCGGGAGCUGAUGCCGAUGUUUUUUCAUUACCUCUUUGUAAUUUCGAACUCCUUUGAAUUGGCCGUCAGAUGUAAUAGCUUAGCAGACUUACUGUACAUCAGUGUGAUUAAGAUAAAAAUAGGAUGCUUCAGAUAAACCCCAGCUUCCGACAUUGAUGUAUGGCACAUUGUUUGCUGAUGAUUCACUGGUGUUGCGACCUUGAUAACUUCGAGACUAACACAUCACAAUAAAAUUCACUGAGCUAUUCAGACUAAAACUGUUCCUCGAACUAAACUGUAAACGUAUCAAUUUGUAUCCUUUCCCCUCCAUCUCUGCAGACAAAUACCUCUGAUAAUUACAAAUGGGGUCCAGUCAACGUGAAAGUAAACAGCAUUGGUGCUACUGUAGAUGCCAACAGACUACCAGUAAAAACAAUGUUUGCAGAACUUCUACAAAUAGGAUAAAGUGACAUAGUCCUGGACCCAAGGUCAACAGUUUAGCAGCACUGCAACACGCAGCAGGUCCCGUUUGACAAGAAACACUUCUGUUUCAUCGCCCGUUAUUCCGCCAGAGUCUCCAGUAUUUACUUCAUUUUCUUACUUGUGUUGGCAGUCGUGGCCAAAGGAGGAUUCAGACAAUUUCCCUUCGUUUCUAGUGUCCGAUAUUGUAGCACGAUAACUUUGUUUGGGCUCGUGGACGUUGAUUGAGGACGUGUAGCGUGGCUCACAACACGAGGGAGCACCGUCUGCCUCACAACCAAUCAGGUCGGGGAGGUGGAGAACGGCUUUGUUGAGUACACAACGAUAUCAGGAUAUUCAUGAAAAAGAUAAAUACACUGAGGAAUGCUAACGAUUUCGGAACAUGACUGAUAUUAACCAUAAGUUAUUUAUAAUGACAUUAUUCUACAUAUCAUAACAGAAAUUAUGCCAAAUACCAGAUGGUAACUGUUUUAGAUUUGAGGAUAUUUAGUUAAACAUUCAUAGCAGGGUGCAUUAGGCUUAAAGGCUAAAAAGUUAACUUCUGUACCAGCUUCCCUUUAUUAUUAAUGAUAAUUCGUCUGCGAGCAAAGAUAUCCUGUUGUUUUGUUGUGUUUUAGCUUCAUACAGUAUUAAGCACCUGAGACAGCUCAGCUAUCGACAGUGAUGUCUGAUGAGAGAUUCAUAAAAGAGAUUUAUAAAACUCUGAUCUGCUCUUGUGUGACGUUUACCGGCAUUAUGAGGGCUAGACUGAUAAUCACUCUGAUAAUUACUACAAGGUACAAGGGAACGCCCACCGGUCUUCAUCUGGAUUCCUGGUUCAGCAUCUAGAUUUUUCCGCUGUGGCUAAAUAAUUCCAGUUUAAAUGGACAACAUUGCUCAGUGCAUCAGUGUCCUGAAUACAUACCCAAUCUUUGUGGACGUGCAGUCACCUAACGUGCUGCUAAUGUGUGACUCAGUUGUAAGAAACUAGAUCCCCUGAGGCCCAGUUGUCACCAAACUGGAUCCAGCUAUUUGGGGAAGCUCGUUUUGUUUGUUCAAUAGCCAGCCAAUAGAGUUGUGCACUUAAUAACAGCCAACUAACUCACUGUGUAAUGUAUUAAAUAUGCAAAUAUAGACCAGAGUUACUUUAAUCGGAGUCAGUGCAUUAACAUGCCGGUGUUUCCUGCAGCUCCUCGGUGCUGCUGCUGGCUCCCCUCCUGGCCGAAGCGGACCCAGCCCCUCGCCGCGUCUCCAGGCCCACCGGGUCGGCGGGAGCUCAGGGCACAGAUGGCCUCUGCUCUCACUUCAGAUGGAUGGCAGAACAUGUGCCUGCCUUCAGGGUGCCGGGCACCCACAUCCACAUCCUCAGCUCACCUGACCAGUUCUACCAGACCAUGAAGGUUGGUGCCGGUGUGAAAAAAAAAAAAAAAAAAAAAGUGCUUUUGUUCUACCAAACAGAGAAUGAUUGACAGAGAAACAAAAACAUAACUCCAUGAACAGGGCUGACCUUUGUUUUCUCGGAUUUGGCAGACAGGUGAUUAAUCAAAUAGAGAAAGUAUUUGAGGAAGUUCGAUUUUCCCAGAAGAGGGUGUUUGUUUUCUCUUGAGCACCUGAGUUGGCAGAAAAGCAAAAUUCAGGUGACAAAAGUUAAUUGUUCAACUUUUCAUAACCGACCGGUCCAUCGUUCUUCGAAACUAUUAACGCCACCCAAAUAUGUGCUCUCGUCAGAACCCGUUUUAUAACGUUUUUGAAACAUGCAAAUGCAGUUUAAACUUAUUUAUUUUAGUAGCUGCAGAGCGACGCCUGCUCUGCGUCACCACAUUGGUAUCCUUACAUGCUUUCAUACACUUAAGCCUAUUCAGCACCUCCAGGAAGGAAGAAACAAACAGGAAUUAACUUCUGUGUACGUACUUCUAUUGUCAUAUACAAGCAGGAACCUCUCUAAUAGGAGAGCUAUUAUUUAACACAGACUUUUAAUUUGAAAGGAUUACACACUCGAUCUAAAUCAUACAGACGUUUUACACCAUCUCGGUGUAAAACAGGGUCCUGAAAUAGCUCACAUAACGACUCAAACCCAGAUGUGACUCAUGUCAAGUGUUACGUAAAAAGGUUUUUUUUUAUGGUGUCCGAAAUCAUGUAACAGGGGUGUGUGAGUUAGUGUAAUUCACCAAAACAUGUAAUUUGUCCUUUUUUUAUUGACUUCCUUUAACAUCUAACGCCGGUUAGAGUUUAAUCUGAAUGCCUUUGGAUUGUUUUUUUAUAGCUCACUUUCAUUACACACACACAAACACACACACAGAAAACCACACACACUCUAUUCUCUCCUUCAGGCUGUUUGGUGUUGUAUCAUAAUGACAUGUGAGCACGGCCAUAGCAAUAGCAUAAAACAUCCAGGGCUGCAAUUAAAAUAUAUGUUAAAUAAAUAUAAAAAUAACAUCAUACUAAUCAUGAAUCACAGGAGCUUAUUGACCUAAAAGGCCGCUAUUGUGUCACUAUCAUGGGGGUGAGCAAGGGAGCCUUUCCAUUCAUUCCAUUCUGCACUGUACCUUUAAAUUUAGGUCGUGUGGUGAACCGGCGGUUAAAUACACCCGCCUUCCUUGUUCAGAUUUUAUCGCAAAACCGCUCAUUCAUUCACCACACAUCAUCUUUCUUAUCAUAUCCAACCAAUUACCUGAGAUUAGAUUAGAUAAACUUUAUUUAUACUUUUGGGAAGGUUCUCUUAAGGAAAUAAAAACAUUAUUAAAAUAACUAAAGUAAAAAAUUACCUUAAGAAAUAAACAAGCUGACAGAACAUUUAUGUAAAGGUGAUUUGAUUCAUCUAUGAAGCGGAGGGAAAAUGGUGAUAGAUUCCUUUAAACGCAUUUAAACAAACAUGCUAAUCCUGAUGGUUUUAAGGGAUAUUCUGGUGUAAAACUAAGUUAGGGUCAAACACACCGUAACACCGAGUUAGACACCCCCUCGAGAGAUGAAUUUUGCCGACCACUUGCUUCUCUAGUUACACCAACUUUAGUGACGACCGCAGGAUAGCAAUACACAGCCGUCUGAGGAGCCAUAAACAAACCUCAACCAAAACGCCACAAAUAAUGCUCAGAACAGCACAUAACUUCAUCAACAGUACAUGCGGGGUGACGCAGCUCAAGGAAGAACAUUUAUGAUAAUUUCUUCAUCAAUUCCUUGAAGUAAUAAUCAUCAUAUUAAUCAUUUUGCACUGCAGACGUGGUAGUUCUUCUGCCUUAGCAUCUCGGUCUGAUUUCCAUAAAGAAAUGAUCAUAAAUGUUCUUCCUUGAGCUGCGUCACCCCGCUGUAGUCCGUAAUGGACUCACCAAAGUCUCGCUACAAACAAGCGGCUGAUAAGAGAGUAGGUGAGUUGUGUUUAGUCUCUUUGCUAAAGAAAUUAGUCAAAGUUAAAAAGAUGUUCGGUGGCUGGCUGUGACCCUAUAUGUCCUGUUGAUGAAGUUAGGUGCUGUUAUGAGCAUUAUUUGUGGUUAUAGAGUGGCGUUUUGGUUGAGGUUUGUUUUUGGCUCCUGAGACCGCAGUCGUUACUAAAGUUGGUAUAACAAGAGAAGCAAGUGGUUGGCAAGAUUCAUCUCUCAAGGGGGUGUCUAACUGUCUAAAAUUAAUUUUACGCCAGAAUAUCCCUUUGAGUUACUCGACCCAUUUGGCAGCUUAAGUAUGCACACACAAGCUCUGCUGCUGUUGCACGGAUUACAGGACAGGAUGCUGCUUCACUUCUUCCUAUUAGAGACGGUUGAGGCCCUGCAGCUCCUCUGGCUACCAUUUUUGCCACAGUGUCAACAGGCAGAGGUGAAAUAUCGCAGACUGUACGAUCAAUAUAUUGGCCCUUACUGUUGUUUUAAGGUUUUCGACCAAUCAGAAUCAAGAGUGAAACAUGGCUGAGUAACAGUUAGAAAGCUGGGAAAAGUUCCUCUGAAUGAUUUUCAGUAACAGGCUGUUUUUGUUUGUCGAAGCAGGAGAACAUGUGAUCACAUUUCUCAGUGUUUCUGUGUCUUCACAUCUGCCCAGUCAGACACAAAACUUUCUCACUCUUUUGUUUUUCUUGACCUUUACCUCCAGGCGCGCAUCAAGACCGCAAAGAGACGAGUGGUGAUGGCCUCGCUGUAUCUGGGAACAGGCCAGCUGGAGCAGGAGCUGGUGAGAAAAAGAAAUUUCUGUGUGUGUGAGAGAGAGAGAAAAGGAAAAGUUUUCAAGUUUUUACGUCUUUAGUUUGGAGCAGGUGAGAACAAUGGCAUUCAGAGGCAGGCGUGUGCCAAAAAACUGGUCAGAGAUGCCAGAAAAUGUGAGUCAGAGUCCUCCUCGGGAGAACCGCAGUGUGGUUUGGACAGAAUGAAAAUGCGCUCCAGACCAGCUACAAGGAAUGACCUGAAAGUGCAAGGCUUUAUGGGAAGAAGGAGACCACUGCUGGCAUGUGAUAGCCUGCAGUUCUUCAUGCUUGGAGAGCCUAGCAUAACAACAUCAACCCGAAGCAAAACCACAGUCUGGACCCGGGAUCAUGUUCAGCUGGUUUUCAUGUUUUUGUCCUGACAGAGAGGGAUUUACAGAAAAAGGCACAGACGAGUCAAACACGCUUAAUUACAGCGAGAAGCCUCUGAAUCAGCUGUGACGGUCGCCAAACUCCGUGACCUCACAGGAUGAUGGAUUACUAGAAACGUCCCGUCGAGAACGGAGCCUGUUUUUCUCGUGUUGAAAUUCGACACAUUGACCUCAACUCGCUUCAGGAGAGAAAUGAGUCUGGUUCACGGUUUAGACUCAAGAAUGUCCUGUAGGUGAGAUUUCACCCUGAAGCCCGGAUCUGGUAACAGAAACCGGGCUGAAAUCUGUUACUGAUACUGACACACCUGAGGAGUGUGUUUACCUCUCAGUGCAGGUUUUGGUAAAGAGGUGGAUCUGAAAGUCUGAGGCGAAGCAAACAAUGUGAUUUAUCAUUUCACAGAAGUGCACCAGCUCUUUACGGCAAAGUCUUGGCAAGGACAGCACAGGUGGAAGAACUGGUCCAGAACCUUUUUGUCGCUCUGGAGGACAAAGUGAAUUAUGUAGUGCUAUAAAUCAGUGUCAGUACUGAUUGAAAACCACGAGUUUGACGAGGAAGAAAGAGUUUCCUGGAGGCUGAAGGAUGCCAAAACUUAAAAUUGAUAAUUUACUCAAAAGUUCGGCACUGUUUCCUCCAAAAUCAUGCGUUCAGGACGAAGAGGGAGAAAAUUAAAGAUCGGUUUAGACUCAGCCUCACCUUGUAAGGUUCGACCUACUCCCAUCCCAUCUUUGAUCACAGGAAAACUUUCUUUAGCAGGCAGAAACUUUGAGCAGGACCAGACUCAUGUAAGGCCCGAACUACACCAUAUAUUAUGUCCGAUUAGGCCUCCCUACCACACCGAACCGGGAGUUUGAAGCACUCAAACCGGAUAAAUCUGAAUCCGGAAAAACAAGCGGAGAAAUAAAAAAAUAUCCGUAUCCCGUAUCCGCAGUGGAUUCGUGUGGUCGGACUUUUACGGAUCGAUGACGUCAAACCGCAGCUCGCGCAUGCGCAUUAAAAACAAAAACAAUAACAACAACGAUGGCGGACAUACAGGGUAUUCUUUACGUUUGUUUUGCCCUUUUGGGGCUAAUUUCAGCCUUGCAAGUGAAUCUUAUUUUAUACAAUUACAUCCACCAGUCAGCCAGCUCACAGAGGCGUCUGCUGCGCCCAAUACUUUUUUUGGAGAGCAAUCGUAACGUUAACGUUAGGCGUUUUAAAGUUCGCCAGAAGCGUAAGUUUUGGGUCAAACCCGGUCGGACCAGCAAGUGGUGGGACAACUUCGUUAGAGGGGCUGUGCCUGCAGAUGAAUGGAAGCUAAACUUUCGUAUGUCAAAGCGGCACCAGAUAGGAUUGAGUUUGAAGCCUACGUGUGGACGCAGAUAUUUUUUUGAACUAACACGUGUGGACAGGUACAUUUAUUUAGACGGGAGUACAAAAAUAUCCAGAUAAAUAAAUAUUCUCCUUCGUGUAGUUCGGGCCUUAGACAGUCAUCUGCUGGGAUUAGAGAUCAGAUUAGAGAGGAGAGAGAGGGAGAUGGACAGGAGAAGCAGCAGGUCCACUUUUUAACGCAACAUCUGCAGCAGCGAUCUGGAGGAACCUUCAGGGACUCCCAGGAAAGACUCUUGAUAAUGUUAUCAGAGGUAAUAAAAAUUAACAAUCCCUAUAAGCAGCGUAUGCUCCCUGUCCACACGGUGUCUGUCAAAUAUACACGUCUAGUUUCCUCCUUCCGUCAAAGAGCCAUGAGUCAGUUCAAAGUCUUAUCUGAACAUCUUGAAUUAACUUCUCCUCGCUUAUGUUUACACAAAAUAUAGGAAUGUAAAUAAAGACGUGCAGAGCUCUGUGUGACUCGAAGGCAGGCAGGACACUUCAAUAGGUAACAGCGAAGUGAAGCUGAUUUUAUCGCCGAUCUUAGCUUGUGUCACAUGCUGUCAGGUGGUUUCAGAUCUGCAGUUAGUUCUGCUGUAAUCCUCAAAAUCUGAUAACAGGGAAAAAUGUCCAUCCGUCUUUAAAUGUCUGAUACGGCGCUGACAGGGUAAAGUAGCUCAAAUAUUCACGCUGGCACAAUUUCUGAAAAUGUAAAAGGACCAACUUUAUUGAUUCUGUCCUGAUGAUGAAUGAAGUUUCACUUCUGAUCAACACAGAUAAUUACUCUCAAAUUAGCAGCGUUUCACAGUCUUUAUUAAAAAAAGGUUUAUCCAGAACAUGAACAGCUCAUCUGCAGAGACGUGCAGAGAUUUAUUUGUGAACCAGAUACACAGUUUAGUUGGAUUAAAAGCACAUUAUCUUGGCUCUGUUAGUCAGACUGUUUUUCCCCCUCGAUAAACAGUUUAUCGGUCAUCACUCAUCUGUUGUUUUGUUUAGCUGCUCUACCUGGAAGUGUUUUUAAAAGCGCUCUAAAAAUGUCUGUCUGGUUUUUAAGGUGGACUGUAUGGAGGAAGCUCUUCAGCGCUCACAGGACGACAGCGUCUCGCCGGACCUGAAAGUCUCUGUCCUGCUCGACUACACCCGAGGCUCCAGAGGUUAUUCGUGUUUCCAUCAGAUCUCUACCUUUAAGAGUAUCACGCUCAUCUUUCUGACUGUUUUUGUGGGGUUUUUUUACGUACAGGUCAGAUAAACUCCAGGACGAUGCUGCUGCCACUCCUGCAGCGCUUCACCUCUCAGAUGCGAGUUUCUCUGUAUCACACUCCUGACCUGAGGGGGCUUCUGCGGCUGCUCGUCCCUCAGCGCUUCAACGAGACCAUCGGGGUCCAGCAUAUCAAGGUGUACCUGUUUGACGACAGUAUUAUCAUCAGUGGGUACGUGCCCCUGGGUUGACUCUGCUCUGUCUGCUCUCUGUCUGCUCUCUGUCCUUCAUGUCAAUAUGUUUAUUUCACAAUGAGAGUAUUUAAACUGAAGUUCAUCGUUUGUCCUCGUUUCACCUCUGCCUCAUGUUUGCAUAACUCCAGAUCAGACUGCAGGUGUUUUUACGACUAUUUCUAGGAAAUGCUCUCAGUUUCAACACUGGUUUUCUUCCAAGCCGAGUGGGCACGGCUCCGAAUCGUGUGGUUUCCACUCAGUUUCAGUUCAGCUCACACACACACAGCGGCUCGUGCUACAUCAUGCUGCUUCUUGCAGCGACGACUUGUGAGAGCGAGACACGUGCGAAAGUAGAGAGGCUAGAAAACGCAUUUACUGGAUUUUAAAACAAACGGAUGUUUCAGGAAAAAGAUCUUUCCAGAGUCAACAGACUUUUGUUUACUUUUGAUCACUCUUAUCAGGAGUCGUUCACCGAUCUGUGAAGCGGUUUGUCUGACUAAAGGGAAAGUGGUUGAGUUCUGUUGCUUCUCCAAACACGUCAAUGUGAAACGAGGUCGCCCUUUGUUUAGACAUGCAGUCGAGCCGACUCGUUUUUGGGAAGUCUUGAGCAAUUUUUUUCACAACUUAACGAUUUACACGUCCCACAUGAGCAAUAAAAGUCAUAUUCCCUACGCUGGCUGGACCGCCACGCAUGCCUCCGAUAAGUCCAGAGUGGCGUUUUCCAACCUGAGGCGAUCUUUCAUGAUUUUACUUUGAAGAUAUUUAACUAUUGCUCUUUAGAUGGUGGCUUGUGCACAAAAAGGGAGUUAUAGGAGUCGAUUUUGCUCAAUUAGCUUUUAAAUUAAUAAAAAAUGACAGCUACAUCGGCUUGUUUUCCCUGAAGAGAAAUUUAAAAGUAAUACUUAUGAUUUACUGACGCUGGCUGCAUGAGACUAAACCCAACAAGCGGAUAAAGGCUGUAUUUGCACAUGAGGCACUGAAAGUGAUUCCAAACAGCAGCUGAUCUUCUAGAAACUUCAUUUUCCCACCAGGAAACCUUCCCUCUCUUUCCUCACAUUCAGAGCUUUUUUAAAUAGUCUACAGUGUCUUAAUAUCAAAAUAGAGGAUGACAAAGAGUCCACUUUCUAAACCAGAGCACUGAUAAAAACAGAUGCAUAACCCUCGAACACUGUCGCCAAACUUAGUAACACCAUCACUAUCGCAGGGUGAUUUUUACCCCAAAUAAUAAACCCAAGAAAAAGUACUUGUCAUCAAAAUAUAUCAAAAUAGGACAAAACAUGACAGAUUAAAGUAGUUUUCUCUCAUUUUUAACUGUGCAAUGGCCAAAGGGAGGGAAAAAAGUGCCAUGAGGGGACCAUAUAUAUAUAAACUGUAAACUCAGUUUCUUUUCCACCUAUUUUCUGGGACAUGUGAGUCUUUCCUGGUGAAGACUCAGGGUCAUUGGCACGAUAACAGCUGCAGGAGAGAGAACCAAAAUAUGACAGAUUUUGAGUAAAAAUGACCAGCUGACUAAAAUAUUUCUCAUCACCAUAUGAAUUCUCUUGAAAAUCACUACUUUGUGAUAGUUAUUCAUAACCACUGCGCUAAAUAAAGAUAGUAUGUAAAUUCCAGGACCACUCUUACCGACUUUAUUCGCCUACAUGCAGCUAUCAAAUCCACCCAAACCUACUUUACACUCUGUCACUAUUGCCGGGUAAAAGUCACCCUGUGAACACGUUUUGGAUCAGGGAAACAAACAUGCCUUCAAAGAUGUCAGAGGCAAUGCUGAAGCUACGCAGAGACUGAUGAUACUCAGACAAACACAACAUAAUGAAAAUCACGUAAACAUGUUUGGUCGGGUGAAAAUCAUCCAGCGAUAGAGUUCUAGGGCUAGAGGAGGAAAAGGGAUGAAUCAAAUCAAAGAAAACUGUCAGUCUGGUGUUUUAAAGUUUGAAUCUGUAAAUUAACCUGCUUGGUUACGGUCUUUCUAAACUUGGUUGUGCCUCAUGUUUAUUAUCAGCCUGUUUACUCGACUAAACGUCACUUUCUUUUCAGCUGUAGCCUCGCCGACACGCUUCUCAAAAUCUGCACUCGUCUUUUUCUUUCUCAGGGCCAAUCUGAGCGACUCGUACUUCACCAACAGACAGGACCGCUACGUGCUGCUGGAGAACUGCAGGGAGGUCGCCGACUUCUUCUCCGACCUGGUGGAGGCCGUGGGGGACGUUUCCCUGCAGCUCCAGCCCGACGACUCCGUCACCAUGCUGGAGGGGAUGGUGCACCCGUAUAAAGGUAGGAACCAAACCCCGGAGUAGGCGUGUGUGUCUGUGUGUGUGUGCACACAGACUCGUAUUUACCCUCCAACAUGCUUUGACACAGUUUGACACUUUGCACUCGGGUUUUUCAGCAGGAGGAUCCGAUUGGUUCCACUAAUGGAGCCUGAAAGCUCAGAAAGCUCCCGUAGAUGACGGUCAGUGCGUGUGUGAUAUCAAGAGAGAGAGGGAGAGGGCGCUCAGUGAAAACGAUGGAGAGAGAGCUCUUGCGGUUGGCUAGCUAUGCAGCCGGAUGUGAAAUUGUCAGGAUUUUCUCUCCUCACACACACACACGCGCGCACACACUCACACACUCUGGUGCUCUGGUGUGUCCGUAACUGGAGCGGCGCAGACUGCCAGGAUGUUAGUUUGAGGAGUGAAUGACAUCAUGUCUACAGGAUUGGACCGCCGUGGUAAAUGAACACCAGGAAUAGAGUUGUGAUGUCAGAGUGUUGCUGGAAGAUAAUAUGGACUAACACACACAAACACACACUUAAACACACACACAUUAAACACUCACUGUAACACACACCUAAAGUGGUUCUGCUGAAGGACUUUAGUAAGACGGUGGUUUUACACCUGAAAACAAACAAAACUAACCAAAGAGCCUCAGUCAGUCAGUGAGAGUUCACUGAUUGGACGAUAAUGUGAUGCUGCUGCACAAUUUAAAGGGCCAGUCCACUUAAUUUAAGAUGCUUUUUCUUCAAACGGCGUCCAACAAGAUGAACCGAUUCUUUCUUUUCACUUCAUUCACUCUGCCUGAGGAGAUCUCAUCUGGACUCAGACUGUCCAGUUGGGCUUUGACCCCAGAAUUGAAAAGGGGUCGCAGGACGCUUGGAGGUCAACUGAACCUCAAGAAAUGAUUGGUUGAUUGUUUUGGUUUGUGAUGUAACAAGGGGGAAGACCUACUUUAGUUAGUGAACUGAUUCUGACCUGGGGCUUGUGAACCGAGACAAAGAAAGACGACCUCAGGCCAGUCCAUUACAGACUGCAGCGGGGUGACUCAGCUCAAGGAAGAACAAUUAUGAUCGUUUCUUCAUGGAAAUACAAUCAGACCGAGACGAUAAUGCAGAAGAACUAUCGCGUCUGCAGAGCAAAAUGAUUAAUAUGGUGAUUAUUACUUCAAGGAAAUGAUAAAGUAAUGAUCAUAAAUGUUCUUCCUUGAGCUGAGUCACCCCGCUGUAGUCCAUAAUAGACUGGCCCGAGGUCUCUGUACAAACAAGCGGCUGCUGGAAGCGAGUAGGUUUGUCAUAGGUGUCGUUGCUGAUUGUGUUUUGUUAAGCUGCUCUAAGUCAGUUUCAAGUGUUAAAUCUGCCCUUUUUGGACUUUGGUUCUGAACACUUCUGGAUUUUUCACACGCUCAUAAACUUCUUUGGCACCCUGCAGUUGCAUUCACAGCCAAGUUUCCGCACAUACCCAAAAAGCUACCAAAGUGACAUUCAAUCACAUCUCAUCUCUAAACUAUGACAUGAAGAAUCUUAUUUGCAUAGAGUUGCGUCUGUUAUCAUUCUUUGAUAGUUAGGAAGUUGUUUUUCUGGAAAAUCUGCGCCGGGACAAAGUGGUGACAAGUUUUAAGAGCUUUGUUGUAGAGAGCUGAUGAGUAGAUUUCGACUGUAGCUACACAGUCGACCGCACGGCUCCUAAUGUUUCCCGAAGCUCUCUCAGAUUCGCCUCAAUAAUUAUCCGCAGAAAUAAGCGAGAAAUGACAGUCUGGUUUGUCUCCGUCCUUCAACUGGGAUGAUUGUGUCACGACAAGGUCAGCUCAAAGACGUGUUUACAAAGAAAGACAAAGAUAACUCGUCCUCCUCUCUCAGAUGUUCCUUGUGAGCCCAGAUUACUAUGACCCAGACAUCCUUAUCUGUGUGUAACCCAAACGUGUCACGUCUCCUUGGUAACCAGGGAACAGGCAGGAUUUCUCCGCGGUGGCGAGGGACCGUAUCAUGGAGGUGAUGAACACGGCCCACGUGAGGCAGCAGCUCCUGAACCGCUUGGAGGACUCGGAGGACGAGGGGGAGGAGGACACCUGGGUGUUCCCUCUGGUCCAGAUGAAACCUUUGGGAAUCCAGGUGGACGAGCAGGUCACACAGGUGAGGCGCCAAAACGAGGUCGCUAUCAGUUUAAGGUCAUUCAGAUAAGAAGAAGAAUAUCUUUAUUUGAAUUAAGGGUUUACAAAGAUGUAUUAUGAGUCUAAUUUCUAAGGUUUGCACUGAGGUGCAUGUAAGACUUUUAUAUUAGCAACCGUCCAAAACCCUAUAACGUAUUUUCCGGAGUAUAAGUCGCACCAGCCAAAAAAUGCAUCAUGAAGUAGGAAAUACAGAUGGAAGUUGCAUUUUUUGGGGUAAAUUUGUUUUACAAAAUCCAAAACCAAGAACAGUCAUUUCAUCUUGAAAGGCAGGUUAUAAUAACGAUAGAAUAGAGAACAGGCUGAAUAGGUGUACGGUAUGCUAACGUAACACGUUGAUGGUUAUUUAGCUUUAACGUAACAUAUUAACAGUUAUUCAGAUAACUUAAGUGUAUAAAGAACGUAACAAAACAAGUUUACCAAACUCUCGAUCUCACUCCAAAUCACGUAAUCCAACGAAUUCUUCAUCCUCCGUGUCACUUCUGAACAACUAGAGUGCCCUCUAGUGGCUGGUAGUGUGAAAAUGACAGAUGCAUCAGCGUAUAAGACGCGAACCCAGCCAAACUACGAAAAAAAGUGCAACUUAUAAUACGGAAAAUACGGUAACCAAAAACAGCUUCAUCAACCUGUGACAACUUCAGGACUAAAAACUGGUUUGUCUGUUCUUGCGCCCCCUGUUGACAAAGCAGCACCUCAUAUCUGCAGCUGCAGCUCGGUGGUGAGUUCUUUAAGUGUUCAAUUCCAGGUCCUGCUGCCCACAUAUGAGAGUGUCCUCAGGCAAGAAACCGAACCCCAAACUGCACAGACGACUGUCAGAACCUUCUUAACCACCAGCUAAAAACUACCUACAGGAGCUUUAAAUGUACAGCGUGUAGAAAUAGGAAUAUUUUGUGACAUCUUCAGGUCAUAUUCUGGUUAAAAGCUCCCUUACUCACCCCCCUGUAGAUAAAGGGAUGGUGGCCUAAAAAGAUAAGACACGCCUUUCACGCAUGAUAGGUGUGAUCCUCAAUGAGUCAGGUUCUCCUCACAGCCGUUAAAUUCUGUGAACUGCACCUUUAAGUUGAAAAUAUCAGACUAAAGAAACAUCACUCACUAAUUAAAAUUCACCUUCUCUGUAAAUCAUUUUUCUUCACUUCCUCUCAAACCCGCAGCGCCUGCUGACUGACGCCGGCCCGGACUCUACUGUGUUUCUAACAUCGGGUUACUUCAACCUGACGCGGGCGUACAUGCGGUUGGUGCUCGGGGCCGGGGCCAGCUACCGCAUCCUCACGGCCUCCCCCGAGGUCAACGGCUUCUUCGGAGCCAAGGGCGUCGCCGGCGCGAUCCCGGCGGCUUACAUCCACAUCGCCAGGCAGUUUUACAACCAGGUGUGCCGGCUGGGCCAGCAGGAGAGGAUACACCUGCACGAGUACCACCGGUCCCAGUGGACUUUUCACGCCAAAGGUGGGGAGAAAGAUCGAACUCUGGCUUCAGCGAAUAAUAUCGUGGAUGAUUAGAGGCCCAAGUUUCCUUUGCUCAGAGUGAAAGUUUCUCAGUACUUUUAUCUUUUAUUUCAACACGAGAGAGUUAUUACGUCUGAGAAGCAAAGAAAGGAGAAUAUUUGUAACAUUAACUCAUAAAUCAUCACAGUGUCUGAGAGCUGACAGUCCCAGAGCUCGGUGUCCAGACUAGUUUAGUUCUGCUUGUUGAAAAUGUUCAAACGCGUCACUCCGGCUGCUCGGCUCCCUCGCUCCGCUGCUCUUGUUGUGGUCUCUGAGGAAUUCAGCGUGAGAGACGAGGGCCUGUACAGUCACUGUGUCAUAGCCUCAGGACGAGGAUGUACACUCACUCUCUCUCAUACUUUGGUUUUGGAUCCAGGCGGGGGAUUUCUGCAUGUGCUUCCUCUUAGUUGUGGUCUGAGCCGACAGAAAUCCCUGCUGGAACCGUUACCUCCUCACCGGCUCACUCCGGUUUUUCCUCUCCUGCAGGUCUGUGGUAUUACCUCCAGGGGCAGGACCGGCCGUGCCUCACUCUAAUCGGCUCUCCUAAUUUUGGAUACCGCUCGGUUCAUCGUGACCUGGAGGCCCAGAUCGCCAUAGUAACAGACAAUGAGGAGCUGCAGAGUCAGCUACAGGAGGUCAGCUGUUUUUUCCUCUAACCACAGCCACAGAUGAUGAUGGAUGACUCCUGGAUUCACACCUGUGUGUUUUUUAACCCUCAGGAGCAGGAGAUGUUGUACCGACGCUCCUCAGAGGUGUCCGACUCCACGUUUGAGAGGCCAGACCGCCACGUCAAGCUGUGGGUCAAACUGGUCACUCCCCUCAUCAAGAACUUCUUUUGAGACGCUACACGGUAAAAAACACACGUGCGUUCAAGAGCGCCACCCACUCAGUUCCCCUUAAAGUUAUUAGGGAAUUAACCCUUAAAACUCCCAGCUAUAUUUUGCUAUUUUUGGUCCGCCUGUAUGAACAAACACACAACAGAAACUAUUUACAUAUUUACACUAAUUCUUCCAGGUGUUUUUUACUAUUUAAUAAUAAUAAUAAUAAUAAUAAUGCAUCAGAUUUCAUAUAGCACCUUAUCAGAGACCCUCAAAGCGCUUUACAUUGGAUACAUCAUUCAUUCGCUCACACAACACUCACAAUCACACACCAGUGGAGGACACACACUGGGAGCAAGGUGGGUUAAGUGUCUUGCCCAAGGACACAACGGACAGACUUGGAUUAGGGGGGAAUCGAACCGCCAACCUUCCGGUCAUUGGACGACCGCUCUACCUCCUGAGCUACUGCCGCCCCCAUUUACAGUUGUUUAUGCCACUCCUUGAAGCAGUUCCUGUCAGAGGGCCACAUCUUACUGCUCAGAAUCUCUCCUUUGCUUGUUCUCAAACAUUGAGGACCAUUAUUUCUUAUUUUGCAGACAAGCAGGGAACUUUCUUAUCUCUUGUUGAUCUUUGGUUGCCUCUUAUUGGGCACUACCAUCAAAGGGAAGAAUAUGAGACCAUGUAAUUGGUUGAAAGUUUGACAGAAAAAGACGUCAUCUAAACAGCUUGUCAAACCCAGCUUGUCACUUUUUGUUAUGUAUUCACAUAACAACCUGAAAGUUACACCUCUACAGAAAACGUCUCAGGCUCUUGGGUUUUCAGUGACAACUAAGCUGCCAAAUGAGCACACGUUAGAUAUUGUAAAAUUACCUGCUGUUGUGAUGAAGUCACAGCAUCUGGUUAGGAGCCUUCAUAGAUGAAACAGCUUCAGUACAGCUCACACUGGCCUUCGUUGACAAAGGAGUCGAUAAUGAAGUGGCGUAAAGCCUUCCCAAUGUUUCCCUGUGCGAGAAAAUAGACUGAUGAGAAACUUUCUGAGAAAUACUAAAUCAACAAAGUAGAGAGUGGAGGAGAGGGGAAUGCUCUCCCAGAGGUGAGGGUUUGAACGUGCUGCCAGGUGUGUGCGUGUCCUCAAACAUCCUUCUACUUGGACGGCAGAGUCUGACGUCAGGUUCAGGGCAAAUCUUUCAAAGCCAAUCAGGGAGUGUCAGACUACAAUUCACCUCAUUAUUCUGGAACUUUUAAGAGUUUAAAGGUUGGGUGGGAUGGAUCUGAGGAAGUGCCAGUUUUGGGGAGAAAUCUUGAAUGCAAACUCUACCCCUCCCACUAACAGACGCUCCUGCUCGCUCGUAUUAAAUUCGUAUUAAAUUAUUAAAUUCAGAUAUAAUGCAGAUAAAUACUUAAGAUAAUUACAAAUGGGGCCCAGUCAAGGUGAAAGUAAAAACCACUGGUGCUACUGUAGAUGCCAACAGACUACCAGCAAACACAACAGUUUAGCGAUGGCGCUACAACACGCUACAGCAGGUCCCGUUUGACAAGAAACACUUCUGUUACAGACACUUGUCUUACUUUGUUAAAGCGGUUUACCUGUCCAGUAGAAAGGCUACAGGGUCACGAAGAUCCAGAAGCGUCCGCCAUCUUGUCCGGUCUACCUCCGUUUUAAGCGCCCGUUAUUCCGUCAGAGUCUCCGGUAUUUACUUCGUUUUCUUGCUUGUAUUAGCAGUCGUGGCUAAAUGAGGAUUCAGACCAUUUUCUGUGCUCUCCCGUUGUUUUCUACUGUCUGAUAUUGUAGCACGCUAACUUUGUUUGAGCUCGUGAACGUUAUCGAAGGACGUGGAGCGUGCCUCACAACUAAUCAGCAUUAAUAAGCAACGUCCGCCUCACAACCAAUCAGGUCGGGAAGGUGACCGUUAAAAAUGUUAAAAAUGUUGACUAAACAGAUGUAAGAGAACACAGCGAUAUCGUGAUAUUACCAAAUUUAAUCAAUAACUAAUAACUAUUGACUGAUAUUAAAAGCUUUUUUUGUAUGUAGGGGAGAGUGGGGUAAGUUGAACCACCCCCUGUUGCUUGGAAACGGUAAAAAUUGAUCAUGUGACCAAAUAUUUAGGAGAUGGGCAUCAAUUCAUUUUUCACUCUUGAAAGUGAAUUUAUUCUGUCAUAAGUUUUAUUAGAAUUGUGUUCAGACCAAAAAAGAUCAUUUUAAAUUUGUUUUAUACAUCAGUUGUGGUAUCUAUGAGCUACAACAUGAGGUCAAAAACUGAGCAUAAAAGUCCACCAUUUUAGAUUAGAGGACUAAUAAAGUCAUCAUAGUAGUUCUCAUGUUAAAAUGACUUUUUAGCAGUUAUAUACAAUAUUAAUAAAAAUAAUUAUUGUACCUGUUGAAUUGUGUAUAAUAGAUAAAAAUACACAUGAAUGUGAAGAAGUGACUGUUAUUCAGGUAGAGAGAAGGUGAGGGAGGGCUGGGGUGGAGAGUUGGAGGGUAGUAGGGAUACGGGUCAACUUACCCCGCUCCUAUGGUCAACUUACCCCAUACACGGGGUAAGUUGACCAUAGGAGACCUUUUUUUUUAUCAAGACAGUUCUGUUUACACUCAUUCUGUUGGUUUGCAGGGAUGAACAACAUCUUGAAAUAUAUGCAGAUACACGAGUUAGAGACAAAACUAUGAAACGGCUCAUCUUACCCCACUCUCCCCUAUAACAUUUUAUGUAGGUUUUAAAAUAUAAAUCAGUAUAAUAGACCCCCUUUAAUAUAAAGACGAGCAGCAAAUCUAAACAUCUGGAGGUUCAAAACCACCACUGUUUGAAUGUUUGGGGUUUUUACUUACUAGUUUAACAGCCAAAUCACACUAAAAUAGAAACUGUUGACCUGUUAAGAUCAGAGCAAGUGUCACAUAUUUCUGCACAUAUGGAGUGUGUCUGUUUUUUGGUUCAGAUUUUUUCGUCUGUGAUGUGUCUGUGUAACAAACACACACACUCACACACACUCACACAUAUAUAGACACGUAGUGAAGCAGGCUGUGGUUUCUUAGAAAUGCCUGCAGUCAUUGUGGUGGGUCCUAAAAUCACGGGGCCCGUCCUCGCCUUCCCAGCAUCAGAAUCAGCAGAGAGCGAGCGGGGACGGCGAGUCGGCUGAUUCACCCCGGAGUUGCAGUGAGUCAGCGCGGUGUUGUGGUGAUGAUUUGACUCUGCGGUCCCUGCGUUUUAACCUGAGACCUGUUUGGACCUGAAGAAGCGCUCUCACACUGAUCUGAAACUACAGAGAAAGAGGAUUUGAGGAGAUGUUUCAGUGUUUGGACAGAAAACACUCAGCAGGUUUUUUGUAUGUGUGUUUCUCAGAACAGGAAGUGUCACAGGCGAGGUAAUGAUGGUAAAUGGGUGGCGUCUUAUCACUACCUGGACUUAGUCAUGGAAGAAAUAAAAGUGUGUGAUCAGCUGCCAAGAGGAAACAGAUCUUCUUUUAGCUCUCCAGUAUCGCAAACCACAGAUAUCUGUGAGAAGACGUAAAAAUACCUCAGAGACAAAGACUCGAACUGGAGCUCGUUCAGGUCCUUUUUGUUUGGAUAACUAUAAAGAGACUUGUGUUACCGGCACGAUUACACAACAACAUCAACAAAGAGAGGUUGACCUCGGGCUUAAAGAUCAAGUUCAGCCAUCAUGACAGUAACUGGAGUGAUUAAAAGUCAGUAAUUAGAGGUGUUACUUAACAUCAGAGCAGAUCUGAAUAAUUAAUUGUUAAUUACAAAACAACGGGACAGAGAGAGACAUUAGCACAGCCAUUAAUGCUGCAAAGUCUUUGACAUGGACUGAAAAUCAAUAAAACAAUCAAAACCUCAAUUAACAUGCGAGGUUAAACAAACAAGACUCAAUAAAACAUGGACUGAGGACACUCAAACUCAAGUGUACGAUAAGGAAACACGUACAACUUUAAAGCCAAGAUAGCGAAAAGAGAGACAAGAUAAUAAAACACUAAAAAAAUCAUAAAAAUUAACUGGAUUAGGAUGAAAGACUAAGAGAUCCAAUCCAGGUUUAUUUAUAAAGCACAUUUAAAAACAACAAAACGCCGACCAGUGCUGCACAGUAAAAAUUAAAAACAAUAAAAACAGACAAUUAACACAAACAAUAAAACAAAGACGAUGGUUCAGUAAAAACAUGAUUAAAAGGCCAAAUUCUCAGGAGUUAAAAGGGUUUUAAAAGGUUUGAGAGAUAAAAAGUAAGAUUGAAGAUUUUUAUAAGUUGAUGACAAAAUUUUAAAAUCAAUCCUAAAACGCACAGGAAGCCCGUGAAGAGAGGCUAAAAUAGGGGAAAUGUGAUCAUAUUUACGGCGACCAGAUAAAAGACGAGGUUUGGCUGGUACCAAAAUAAAGUGCAUUGCAAUGAUCAAGACGAGUUGUGAUAAAAACAUGCAUAACCUUCUUAAAAAUCACUAAAAGAUAAAAAAAAAGACGACCUUGUUUAAAAGAUGAAGAUGAUAAAAACUGAUUUUAACUUCAAUAAAACAAAAUAAUAGUGAUAUACAACUCAAAACAAGAGACUAAAAUGUAAAAUAGAGGUGUCUAGAGUGGACUAGUCUUGAUUUUGCUUGUGAUAAAUUGAUUUUGGGUUACAGUUUUUGUUUUUUUUAGUGUGUACUCAUACCUGUCAUUAAGUGGACCCGUACCUGAGAAAGCGGCUCAACACAAAACACACAAAUACUUAAGUAGAAUGCUAAUAUAGAGUACAGAAUAUUUAUAAAUACAGUAUUUAUUCAGAGACAUUUAUAAGAAGUAUUAGAUUAAAUUCUGGUUCCUGAGCUGUUUGAAGGAGUUAUACUCUCUUGUCCUCGAACGCUUAAACUCUGCAGCCUCAUUUUUUAGUUUGUUAUUUAUCUGGUAAAAUACUGAUAAUCACUUUUUCACUGAAGCUGCAGACAUGAUGAGUUAAAUUUAAGGAGGACAUCUGAGGUUGAGCGGUUUUAUUCCAACUUUCACAAUCAGGUUAAAACAACAAAGACGAGUUUCAGCUCGGCCUCUUUCACAGACAGACACUAACAAAAAUAACAGUCGUACAUCAAGCGUAUACAUUUCUAUCAUUUCUUAAAUUCUUGUAUUUUUUCCAGUCACACUCGCCCUGUCAGUACUUUAUUUUUCUGGAUUUUAAGGACCGUGCGCUCGCACACGUGUUCCACAACCAUCUGUUUUUGUCUUCGGUGGACCUAAUCACUCAUGCCUUUGUUUUCUUUUUCCUGACAGAGGAAAAAACAAACACGUCCCUCUAACAAUAGCUCUGCCGGGUAAAAGGAUAAAAACACACGUCCUGAUUGGCAGGGCAGACGCUCUAUUGUUAGAAACCAGUGACAAACUGUUUACAUCGACGUGUUGAGCGGGCUCGUGUGAGGGUCAGGGAGGUUAAAACUUCGUCUCCAGUUUGGUCCAGACUGUCACGAUGGACCAGUACGCCCUCUAGUGGUGAACAUGGGAAUCAAAACUGAAAACGUAAAGAGGUCCAACUUGAGAUAUUCAGAAAUAACCGACUGAGCUUUCUUUCUUCUUUCUGUGUUUGUGUCUCGUGCAGGACGCUGGAGGGUCCAGUUUCUUCGUUCCUGAGGUCGGAGCUUCUCGUAGAGGUCGCUGAGCUCCUACAGACGGGUCGGUCAGACACAGUGGCAUGCUGGGAGUCUUUCCAACUCCACCUCACUCACUGGUGCGGUGCAGGGAGUGACUCUCACACACAGACAGACGGGUUGUGGUGCAUUCAGGGGGUGAAACGUCGUUUUUUUUUAUGAUCCUUGGGUUUAUCUGUUAACCUGUUAAGAUUAUUUACGGUGAACGCCAUCGCACUGUGGACUUUUGUUUUUUUCUAAGUGUUACUAACAGAAAAACACAACAACACUCGUCAAGAGAUACAUGUCGCAUGUUUUCAAUAGCAAUAGAGACUUCAGUGACCCUGAAGUUCACAGACAGGUGAGGAGGAGAAAACCUGGAGGAGCCUUAAUGACGGUUUAAGAGCUCGGACAGGAAGUUUACAACAGAACAUACUUCUAACUGUACAGUGUCUAUGUCUUACUACCUUUGUAAAUUAAAGGACUGUGAAAUUAAUUUUUAAACACGA
Xyrichtys novacula (pearly razorfish) is the source of this 27806-nucleotide messenger RNA. The record is from the annotation of a GenBank genome assembly. NCBI's taxonomy places the organism in Eukaryota, Metazoa, Chordata, Actinopteri, Labriformes, Labridae.